This is a messenger RNA of Petromyzon marinus (sea lamprey), 8014 nucleotides long. RefSeq names its product potassium/sodium hyperpolarization-activated cyclic nucleotide-gated channel 4. The record is from RefSeq and is a predicted model, not a curated record. Gene Ontology annotation, molecular function: voltage-gated potassium channel activity. Gene Ontology annotation, biological process: potassium ion transmembrane transport; sodium ion transmembrane transport; regulation of membrane depolarization. Lineage: Eukaryota; Metazoa; Chordata; Hyperoartia; Petromyzontiformes; Petromyzontidae. Gene Ontology annotation, cellular component: HCN channel complex; axon; dendrite.
GCGUGGAAAGGUAUUGCGGCGUGAAACCUCGCAGCGUUAACUGCACCGCCAGCCCAGGCUGAAGGGGCCGCUAGUGCGGAGGCAUCAAACUCGCUAUAAUCUCCAAAUCGCUUCGAUCGCGGGGCGCAAGUCGGAAAGCGCUACCCUCCGCCCGCCCGCCCGCCCGGCGUCCGGUGCGGCGAGAUUUGUUGGUGCUAGAGGACGCUGUGACAUUCGCGUCCCGUCGACAUGGAUAAAUUACCACCACCCGCUAUGCGGGGGGACCGCGCCAGUCUGUCGCAGCGCGCGGCGGCGGCCCAGGGAAACGGUAGCAUGGAGAAGAAGAGCAAAGCGAGCGGAGGCAGCAGUGGAGGAGGAGGAGGAGGCGGCGGCGGCGACGGCAGCGGCGGCAUUGGCGACGACGAGGAGGAAGGAGGGAAGAUUACGCGAGGCAAGAGCAUCCGAAUGAAAACCGUGUCUUCGUCGCUGGGAGGCGGCGUGGACAGGAGCGCCGGCGGGCGCGAGUCCAAUAUAAAGGAGACGGACGUGGGCAGGAAAAUGAAGCGUAGCACCAACGGGGACUGCAGGAGAGCGACCAAGGGGAGCCUGACCUCUAUCGCCAGUCGUCAUUUCCACGACCAGGAGCUGUCCGAGGAGAAGCGCUCCAUCAUGGAAGGGGAGUGCGCCUCGGGCGGUGCCUACGAGUGCGAAGAGAGCGCGGCGGGCAUUCAGCAGCAGGAGGGAGCAGGAGGAGGCGACGCGCCGCGCGCUUCUCGCUCAGGGUCCGUGAGGAAAGGUCAGAGUCAGCGGCCCCAGGCCAAUUCGGUGGGCUUCCUCAAGGGCGAGUCGGCCGAGCCCAUGCUGCUGGACGAUGGCGAACAGUGCGGCAUCCAGGCCACCUUCAUGCAGAGGCAGUUUAGCGCCAUGUUACAGCCGGGAGUCAAUAAGUUCUCCCUGCGCAUGUUCGGGAGCGAGAAGGCGGUGGAGCGGGAACGAGAACGGGUGAAAUCGGCCGGCUUUUGGAUUAUUCACCCGUACAGUGAUUUCAGGUUCUACUGGGAUAUCAUCAUGCUGUUGUUGAUGGUGGGAAACCUCAUUGUAAUCCCCGUGGGGAUCACUUUCUUCCACGAAGAGGACACAACUGCCUGGAUUGUGUUUAACGUGUUGUCGGACACGUGUUUCCUAGUGGACCUUGUGUUAAACUUCAGAACAGGCAUCGUUGUCGAAGAUAACACCGAUAUUAUAUUGGAUCCACAAGUUAUUAAAAUGAGGUAUCUGAAAAGUUGGUUCCUGGUAGACUUUGUGUCGUCCAUACCCGUGGACUAUAUAUUCCUCAUCGUGGAGACCCGAAUCGACUCAGAAAUGUACAAGACUGCAAGAGCCCUGCGCAUUGUCCGUUUUACCAAGAUCCUGAGCUUGCUACGGCUUCUAAGACUCUCCCGGCUCAUCCGUUACAUCCAUCAGUGGGAAGAGAUUUUUCACAUGACGUACGACCUGGCGAGCGCGGUGGUGCGGAUUGUUAACCUCAUCGCCAUGAUGCUGCUCCUGUGUCACUGGGACGGCUGCCUCCAGUUCCUGGUGCCCAUGCUGCAGGAAUUCCCCCACGACUGCUGGAUCUCCCUUAACGGCAUGGUGAACGACUCGUGGGGGAAGCAGUACUCGUACGCCCUCUUCAAGGCCAUGAGCCACAUGCUGUGCAUCGGCUACGGCCAGCGCGCGCCCGUCAGCAUGGCCGACCUGUGGCUCACCAUGCUCAGCAUGAUCGUGGGCGCCACGUGCUACGCCAUGUUCAUCGGGCACGCCACGGCGCUCAUCCAGUCGCUCGACUCGUCGCGCCGCCAGUACCAGGAGAAGUACAAGCAAGUGGAGCAGUACAUGUCGUUCCACAAGCUGCCGGCGGAGCUGCGCCAGCGGAUCCACGAGUACUACGAGAACCGCUACCAGGGCAAGAUGUUCGACGAGGACAACAUCCUGGGGGAGCUCAACGAGCCGCUGCGAGAGGAGAUCGUGGGCUACAACUGCCGCAAGCUCGUCGCCUCCAUGCCGCUGUUCGCCAACGCGGACCCCAACUUCGUGACGGCCAUGCUCAUCAAGCUGCAGUUCGAGGUGUUCCAGCCGGGGGACUUCAUCGUGCGCGAGGGCACGGUGGGCAAGAAGAUGUACUUCAUCCAGCACGGCGUCGUCAGCAUCAUCACCAAAGGCAACAAGGAGAUGAAGCUCUCCGACGGCUCCUACUUUGGAGAGAUCUGCCUGCUGACGCGGGGCCGCCGCACGGCCAGCGUGCGCUCCGACACCUACUGCCGCCUCUUCUCGCUGUCCGUGGACCACUUCAACGAGGUGCUCGAGGAGUACCCCAUGAUGCGGCGCGCCUUCGAGCAGGUGGCCAUCGAUCGGCUCAACCGCAUCGGGAAGAAGAAUUCCAUCCUCCUGCACAAGGUGCAGCACGAGAGGAACAUGGGCAUCUCCAACAACCGCGAGAGCGAGCUCAUCCAGAAGAUGGUGAGCCGCGAUCGCGAGAUGGCCGAGCAGGCUCGCCUCGGCGUCACCGUCACCAACCCGGACAGCCCGGUGGGCCUCAACUCGGCCGUGCAUCUGCUGGCCACCACCUCCAUCCUGGCCUUCAUGCAGCACCACCACAGCCUGCAGGCGGAGGCCGAGGCGCUGCUGCCGCCCGUGGCGAGCACGCCAGCCGGCGGGCAGAGCGUGCCUUCCGAGAGCCCGAUGGUGCAAUCGCCGAGCCCUCGGCAGUCGCAGCUGCUGACCAGAGCCAAGCAAGAGUCGCCCGUGCAAGGUCAGCGAGGGCAGCAGUCGCCCGGGUUGACGCAGACGUCCGCGGAUCUCUUCCAGCGCUCUCCCGCGACGCAGGAGAGCGUUCGGAGGUCGGUGGUCGUCAGCUCGCAGCCGCUUGGAGCCGCUGGGCAGCGUUCGCCCAGCUCGUCCACACACUCGCCCGCUCAGAGCCAGCAGUCGUUGAGGGCCGCCGAGUGGUUACCCGGCCCUACCGAACACUUUGCCCAUCAAUCCACCAUGCCCCCCGGUACGGGAAGGAGCUCCCCGGUUCAUUUCAAACCGACCGAACAGAGCCAGGCCUACGUGUCCCCACUCGGAUCCAGGCCAUCCACACCAUCGUCCGGCCCUUCACGAAGGUCUCCGCUUCCAAAGCAAGAGUUGGUCGGCUCUCCAUCCUCCCUGCUCGGCCACUGGCCCAGCGACAGCAUACCUCGCUUCAAUAAGACGGGACAACUGGUCGGGCCCAGAGAGGUGAGCCUAGGCAGGGGCUCGCCAAGCCCCGCCAGCUCGCAGCUGUCAAUUGCAAGCCAGCAUGACGCCGCCAGCCCGACCCAGUCGCAGCUUCACCCACUGGCGCAGACGCUGCAGGGCACGAGCGGCAGCAGGCUCAACCGGGACCUCAAGCCGCUCUCGGCAUCCCAGCCAUCCCUGCCGCACGUGAGCUUCCUCUCGCCGGCUCCUGCGAGAGACUCCAGCGUCUCGUCCUCCCCUCGGCCCACGCCGCCAGGCAGCCCGCUGGCCAGGAGCGCCGCCUCGUCCGUGACCACGCUUCCCUGCUUGCCGGGGCCCGCCGCGCCCGUGGCGCAGCCGAAAGAGACCACCGCGCUCGCCUCGUCGCUGCAGGCCCUGCAGGCGUCGGCAUCGAAGGUAGUCGCCAGUGUGUCGAAGCAGCCAUACUCCCCGCUGCUUUCCACCGCUUCGAAAGACGUCGCCUCGCUCUCGGCGGCCCCUUCGCCCGGCGCGAGCCCCCUGAUGAGCCCGCUCGUCGCGUCCAGAGACGCCGUGGCCACGCCGGAGGCGGCUGCCGAUUUAAAGACGCCCGCCGCGGUCGCAGCCACGGCCACCGCCGCCACCGCCGCCACCGCCGCCACCGCCGCCGCCGCCGCCACUCCGUUUUCUUGUGCACUUUCCUCGAUCGCGGAGUCCACCUCCUCAUCCGGCGCGAAGUUGCCCUCCGCCCCUCCGGCACAAACGUUAGCGCAAUCGUACAGCCCGUCGCCCGGCUCAAAGGACGUCCAUCCCACUCCGCACACAUCGGCACCAAGCACAGCCUCCGUGGGCAAGGAGUCGGCCCCGUCAGGCCACCCUGGAGAUGCGAUGCCCUCCGGCCCAGCUCCUGAUGCACAGGCCUCAUCAAGAACUUCAGCAACCGAACCGCCGAGUGCACCCAAGCCGUGAGGAGAAACGCCAGACUAAAGUGUGAACGCUAAAUGGAAAGACUCAUAUUGGGUUACCGCGCACACAAGGCGUGAUAUCUGCUUCUGCUGGAAGUAAAAAAAAAAAGAAAAGGCAAGCUUUCACGUCCGCAUUUGAUAACUUGAAGCUGACCCCCAGUCAAAUGUCCUUUGGAAGGAAGAGCAGAGUGGUCUGGCUCCUCAGGGAAUCUGCCACUAAGGGUGUGGGUUUGUUUGCGUUCUUCUUUUCCUGCUACGCUGGAACGUUAACAACGAGCGACGCAGCCGUAGAAACUGGGCGCAGGAAACCAUGCGUCGCUUGGGAAGCUCGCGGCCAAGCGGGUCCUGACUGGAAUUGCAUGCAUUCCACGUCUCUUGUAUGCAGCAACAUCGUCAACAUUUGUGAAGGAGCCCCCCCCCCCCCCAUUGGACAUUGCUGUAAUUUACCCAAAUAUAUAUAUAAAGUAUAUAUACAUAUAUAAAUACACAUAUAUAUAUAGUCUAAUGGGCAUAGAGCCCAUGUAUAUGUAUAUUAUAAAACUAUUACUGUAAAAGUAUACUUGAAGAAAGUAUAUUUACUUCUACAUAUUAACGGUUUUAUUGAAAGAUUUAUUUACAAGUACACUGUCAUAGUAUUCUAAAGAAUUAUUUUCAUAGUAUGCUAACAGUUUUUAUUUUGUAGUCUGAACGGAUGUAUAGUAUAGGUUUAGGUUUUAGGGUGGUAGUGUCCUGAUUUUUUUGCUAAUGUAUAAAUGUGUCAGAGAGCCUUCUUCCAUUGUUGUAUAGUCUUCCAUACCUGCAUUUUAAAAAACGAAACAAUCGGAUAAAUGGGACCUUGAGCCCAAAACUUGAAGAAAAGCAAUAUGAAGAAUUACACGGAAUGAAGCCUUGAACCAAUGAGAGUGUUUUCGCCCAAUGCACUUUAACCCCGUGUACGUUGGAGGACGGAAAGUGUCGCGGUCGCGAGAACAGGCGGCUUCGUUUUGUGAGUAUGCAAAAAUCCUGGGGGCCCACGGACACACCAGGGGGAGUCUAUAUCUUGUGUAUAUCAUGACACACACACACGCGCGCGCACGCAUGCGCACGCACGCACACACCCACACCCCGAAAGUAUAGGUUCGCGCCCGGGUAAUCAUGGCUCUCCCCACGCGCAUCGCUGCAUAUAUUUCUCGCGUCUGUCUGUAUCCGAUACCGCUGAGGGGGGGGGGGGGGGGGUGGAAAUCAUUUCAAGCAGCUUUGUAAAAGUUCAGCGAACGAAACGUUAACGAGUCUCAAGCGUACUUGAAAAUCCGAUGAUUAAACGAAAUCCACUUCCAUUUGUUUGAUGGACCAAGAAUUGUCGCAGUGCUAUGUUGUACAUACGGUUCAUAUUUUUUUGUGUGUCCGUCUCAACCCCGUCUUGUUUUCCUUUGUUUCUGUUUAAAGGAAAGUCCGGUCAACUUUCCCAAUGACCCCGGGAACAGCCAACAGGCGUAGGCAGCUGCACAAAGACAACAACAACUACCAAUAACCUAUCCCGUUUAAGACUUGUCUAACAGCUGCCGCUUUCUCCCCCUGUGAUGUGUUUAACGUAUACGCUUCCCGUUUUAAACUAUGUUUAUUAAUGACGUUGGUGUUUGUCUUUCGAAGUACGAACCAUAUAUUGUGGUAAAUGUUUACCAUAUUGACAACUAGAAUGUUUCGGAUUCGGGCAAGAUACAAAAUUGUGUCUUACGAUGUAUCGUUUUUUGUUGUUGUUUUAAAUGAUUUGUAUGAUUUCCCAUUGGAAAUAUUUGUUCAGGAGCUGCAUAAGACGAAGAGAUGUGGUGUUAACAACCCACGUGGAGCCAGCAAAGUGUUUAACCCCCUUGAGAUGUUCAAAUGCAAUGGGAUGAGCGAGCCUUGAUGAUGGUGGCAGCGGUGGUGGAAUGCUGUCUGUUGAGUGGAGCUCCCUUGUAAAAGGUGGCUUUACUGUCAGGGUCCAGACAGGGCUUGUUCGGUCGGAAGACAACCAAAUAAGGUCUGUUAGAGGAUCCUACCUGCAUCUUACAGCAAGCUAGGGCCAAAGAUUGGUAGACCCUUUAUCUCACUCGACCGAUCCAAAAGCAGUAUUUGAUAUCUAAGGAUCUCUGAAAUGACUUGUUUAAAGAUACGUUUGCACACUUUGUAGCUGAAUUUAAAAAAAAAGUUAUAUUUUAGAUUGAGAGAUCAUAUGUUUAUUUUAAAUUAAUGUUCGCUGUUCAUGUUUAACACACACGCAAAAUAGUGCCGUUAUGUGCUCGUGCCGAGUACGAACGUGACCUUUACUGUUUAUUUUGUUUUGUUUUCUCCUUUUCUAUUUCAAUUUUACGCCUGGUUUGGUGUAAGGUCUAUGCUGUUCUUUGCCUCCCCCACCCCACCGCACCGCCCCACCGCCCCCCCCCCCAAUAUCCACACUGCCAUCCCAGCCCCCCACCCCACCGCCCCCCCCCACACCAAGUGUUGUUCGUCGCGAGGACCACACCGUGCCAUUCCACCCAGUGCUGACGCAACAAACAAAAAAACCCCAACGCGACCGGCGCCGUACAAAAAAAAAGUGACCCCUUGCAAAUACAAUUGCGUGCUCACAAAGGACUCGCGCCGCGCGCAUCCACCUGGCAAGCGGUGAUGACAACGUAGAGGCAGCUUGGACAGAAUCAUAAGCUUUGUUGAGACGAGAGGAGGAAGCAGCUGAGCUAUGAAGCUCUGUGUUUUUUAACAACAGGAAACAAUACAAACAACACCGAUAGAGGUGCAAAAAUAGAGAAAAUUCACUAAAAUAUAACAAAGUAAUUAAGUAAUUGCCAAUCAACCGCUGGGUCAAAGGCCUCCACUCGCUCGAUGCGCCGGUCGUGAGGUGUUGUUUGAACAUACUUCACCACGCUGGUCAGUGAGAGGGCCUUGCGGGACAGGACCAGUUCGGAUAUCGCUCAACCGCCGAUGUCAAGUCGUGGCCAGGAAUAGAACUCAGGUCGCCGUGAUCGCAGUGCAAUGCGCGGGAGUCACUUGGUCCCACCCAUCUACGUCCUUACAAGGCAUUAGGGAAACGGACAUCUGCGUCAAGUCCAAUGGAUUGUUUAAACAAAAAAACACAUCCUAGUACGAUCUGGAUGCAAACGAACUCGACUUGCCAGAAGGAAUGUGAUCUCACGUUAACAAUCCUAGCCCUGUGGAAUCCAGUCACGUGCUUUUCUAACUACUGGACGUGUAAUAAAACAUCGAUGCAUCAUGAAAAAAACAUUAUUAAUUCUUGACACGUGCACUCAAUUAUCGGUCUGAGAAUCGAUUAUUUACAAUGUUUGCAAAUUACAUACAGAAUAAGUGAUAAAAAUAAAUCUUGGCUACUGAACAAAACUACAAACGAGACCGUGAAAUCAAGAAAAAAUACAAAUUAAUCUCUAAAAACAAGGAAACAAUGGAAUCGAUUUCAGUGGAAUCGUGACCUCAAAUCAUCAAACCGCCUAGGCGGGGUGAAUUAUAACUUUCCUAAUAACCACCAGUGUUAUUAACGGGUUUUUUUGCGCGUGAACGGACGCAACCCUAUGGGAUCCUAUUUCACGGUAACAAGUUUCUACGAAAUCCAACGUUUUUCAAUACUCGUUAGGGUCGGGGCCAAUAUUGUUGACAUGCGAUCCGAUGCCGUGGGGCCGUGCAUCGUUGGGGGGGGGGGGGGAUGCUGCGGGAACCCUUUGAUUUGUUCAUCGGCUGUACUUUUUUUUGCGCAUCACAGCACCUCGUCACAAAGCCGCUCGUCACAACCGAACCAUGUACACGUGUUCCUCACUCAGACCAACAUUUAAUCCCAGCUCCUCGUGUGUAUUGUUGACAAUAAAGUUUCAAGAGUUCACCCCGAA